Messenger RNA from Lacerta agilis (Sand lizard), 2595 nucleotides. RefSeq names its product MYB proto-oncogene like 2 (gene MYBL2). Gene Ontology annotation, biological process: regulation of DNA-templated transcription. The record is from RefSeq and is a predicted model, not a curated record. Gene Ontology annotation, molecular function: DNA-binding transcription factor activity, RNA polymerase II-specific; RNA polymerase II cis-regulatory region sequence-specific DNA binding. The coding region runs from base 110 to 2158 and encodes 682 amino acids. NCBI's taxonomy places the organism in Eukaryota, Metazoa, Chordata, Lepidosauria, Squamata, Lacertidae. Gene Ontology annotation, cellular component: nucleus. The transcript is spliced from 14 exons.
CCCCCACCCCACUCCAAGUUCUGGUAGCCUUUUCUGUUCUUUUGGAAGUUCAUUUUAUUAUUAUUCUGGCCAUCGCAUGAUUUGAACGCAAGAGGGGAAAAAAGGCAGGAUGUCUCGCAGGGCUCGCUGUGAAGAGCAAGAUCAACUGCAUUACCAAGAUUCAGACGCAUCUGAACGGCGGGAUAACAGAUGCAAAGUCAAGUGGUCACGUGAAGAGGAUGAGCUCUUGAAUUCACUGGUGGCACAGUUUGGACAUGACUGGAAGUUCCUAGCAAGCCAGUUUCCUAACCGCACUGAGCAGCAAUGUCAAUAUCGCUGGCUUCGGGUGCUAAACCCUGUCCUGGUUAAAGGUCCUUGGACAAAACAAGAAGAUCAGAAGGUCACUGAAUUAGUGAAGAAGUAUGGCACAAAGCAAUGGACGCUCAUAGCCAAGCACUUGAAAGGCCGGCUGGGCAAGCAGUGUAGAGAACGCUGGCAUAACCACCUGAACCCGGAGGUGAAGAAGUCAUCAUGGACAGAGGAAGAAGACCGUAUCAUUUGUGAGGCUCACAAGGUUCUGGGGAACCGCUGGGCUGAAAUUGCGAAGUUGCUGCCUGGGAGGACUGACAAUGCUGUGAAAAACCACUGGAAUUCCACAAUCAAAAGGAAGGUGGAGACAGGAGGCUUUCUUAGCGAAGCAAAAGACGCUAAGCCCCUCUAUCUCCUGGUGGAGGUGGAAGGAAAGGAAAGCCAAAUUGCACAAGAAAUCGAAAGCCAGCAAACCUUGUUGACAGACUGGCCCGUUCAGGCCUUGGAAAUAAAGCAGGAGGUAGCCAUGGAUGAAGAAGCUGUUGGCCUGCCAAAUCUGCUUCCUGAGCAACUCCCAGAAAGCCUGGCGGACGACAGUAUCGCGGGAGCAUCAGAAAACACAGCGCCUGACAGUGACCCGAAGGAAAGCUCAUCUCAGUACACAUGGGUGGUCGAAGCAGGCAGUUAUUUGUGCACCUCUACAGCCCCAGCUAUUACAGAAGCUCUGGACAUGAUUGAAUCUGACCCAGAUGGUUGGUGUGAUCUGUUUCAAUUUGACCUCCCUGACUACCUGUCUACAAGUAACAGCAGCAGCCCAGAAAGGCAAACAUCCCUCAAGCCCUGCUCCACCUCGCAAAACGUGACAGAGUACCGUUUGGAUGGCCACACCAUUUCGGACCUGAGCAAAGGCAGCAAGGGCGAGCUCAUCCCCAUCUCCCCUCGCACGGACAUGAGCUUUGGUACGCCGCCUUCUGUGCUUAAGCGGCAGAAGAAGAGGAAAGUAGCACUCUCGCCUGUUCCAGAAGGGUGGACCAGUGGCAACCUCUCUUUCCAGGACUCCUGCAACAGCAUGACUCCUAAGAGCACCCCUGUCAAGACGCUGCCAUUCUCCCCCUCCCAGUUCCUGAAUUUUUGGACCAAGCAAGACACUCUUGACCUUGAGAAUCCAUCUUUAACUUCCACUCCUGUGUGCAGCCAGAAAGUGAUAGUGACUACCCCACUACACAGAGACAAGACACCGUUGCUUCAGAAAAACUCGGUAUUUGUGACACCUGAUCAGAAGUACAUCACGGACAAUACACCUCAUACACCCACACCUUUCAAGAAUGCUCUGGAGAAGUACGGACCAAUUAGGCCUUUGCCUCAAACGCCUAACCUGGAAGAGGAUUUGAAAGAAGUACUACGGAGCGAGGCUGGUAUUGAGCUGAUCAUAGAAGAUGAUGUGAAGCCAGAGAGACAGAAGAGGAAACAGGGUAUGCACAGGAGUCCCAUUAAGAAGGUCAGGAAAUCUCUAGCCCUUGACAUUGUGGAUGAAGACUUGAAGCUGACAGUUUCCACUACGGCCAAACCUGUUUGCUUCAAAAGAUCUCAGUCUGUGAACUUCCUUCCGCAGUCCCUAAACCUCUCUCUGUCAAGCAGCAAGAAUGACAGCAGCUUGCUCAACAGGGGGUUUGUGCAUGUGAAGGCAGAGAAGGCCCCGUCUUCCAAGAGAAUCCAAAGCAAAUUCAGACCACCUCCUCUGAUGUCCAGUGCUUGGAAAACAGUGGCUUGUGGUGGUUCUAAAGACCAGCUGAUCAUGCAAGACAAAGCUCGACAGGUCUUGGGCGUGUUGAAACAGAACCACACAUCACGGACAUUAAUCUUAUCUUGAAGAACUCUUGUAAACUCUUGUAGCCAUGGGUGGAGGGAGGGAGAGGAAGAGAACCGAACCUGGGAUGCCACUCUUCUAUUCUCAUACCAGCUCCUUCUUUGUGACUCCUGAGCUCUACCAUAGAUGUCCUUGUUUUGAUUUAUUGCUCUAAAUUCUGGGUUCUAAGCUUGAUAUAGAAAACAAUGUUCAGAAGAGAUUUUUUUUUUUAACUUUGGCAACAGCCCUGCAUUAAUUGAGCGGAGACAUUCUCACUUCCCUUGAGAAGCCUUCUCUACCUCCCUUUUCAUUUUGAUAAAACAGAAUCAGUUGGCUUGCAAAGAGGGACAUAAGAGAAGUGAAUCGAUUCAUGGUGAAGAGAAAGCCCUGGACUUCUGGAUUUGGUUUUGUCUUCUCUGAGAUCCUUCAAGUGUAAUUAUGUUUAAAGUCCCUGCCCGUUC